AUGGAAGUCAUUGAGCUGGGAGAAGUCGACCUGAACUGUGCUUCCAACUGCCAAAUUCAUAAUACCCAUUUCUUCGGAACUGACAGACAGAUAAUAAGGAGAGGGCAAGCCUUCAGCUUUUAUGCUCGCUUCCAAAAUCGGGAAUGGGAUGACUCCGUGGACCAGGCCAUUUUCACCGUGGAAACAGGCCUCAGACCCUGCGAAUCAAAUGAGACAAAAUGUACCUUCCCAAUGGGCAGAUGUCUAGAUCAAACCUGCUGGAGUGCUUCCUACAAAAUUCAUCAGCCAAAAUGCAUCAAUAUCAGCGUGUUUCCUCCCUCCAACGCCUGCAUUGGCCGUUAUAUUCUCAAUAUGCAAAUCACAUCUUGUGGUCACACAUAUCAGCGAUGUCUUGGAGAUUUUUAUGUCCUUUUUAACCCUUGGUGUGCAGAUGACCCUGUAUAUAUGGACAAUCAGGCCCAUAGAGAUGAAUACGUUCUGAAUGAACAUGGGAUACUGUAUGAAGGAGUUCAUAAGCAUAUUACCUCUCGACCAUGGCACUUUGGACAGUUUGAAGAUGGGAUUCUGGAUAUCUGCUUGAAGAUCCUAGACAUGGGUGCGAGUUACCAUCAUGGCUCUGAUCGUGACCAUUGUUGGCGCAAUGAUCCUGUGCAUGUCAGCAUGGUGGUAAAUCACAUGAUAAGCAGCCAUACCACUAACAGUAUCAUGAAGAUUCCAGAAAACAAUGAUUACCUGAAAGGAACAAAACCAUUUUCCUGGAAUGGAAGUGUCCCUAUUCUUCAGCAGUGGUACAACGGCAGAUGCAGGCCAGUCAGAUAUGCGUAUUGUGGGUCUCUUGCUUCAGUAAUGUGCACAGUGAUGAGGUGUUUGGGAAUUCCAAGCCGCGUUGUCACGAACUUCUGUUUUCCAUGCUCAAUUGAGAAUCCCCUUGGUAUCAAUGAGAUUUUUGACUGUACUGGAAAAAACCUGUGUGGUAAAGACAAGCUAUGGCGAUAUCACUGCUGGAAUGAAUCUUGGAUGGCUCGCAGAGACCUAAAUCAAUGCUGUGGUGAUUGGCAGUGUCUGGAUCCAACGCCUUUGGAAACGGGCAGAGGUUCAGCUUGCAGCGGUCCUACAUGGGUUCGAAGCAUCAGAGAAGGGGAACUGGACUUGGACUAUGAUGGUCAUCAUGUGUUUUCUCGAGUAAAUUCAAACUACGUUGGCUGGCUUUCCCAAAACAAUGCCAAAAAAACAAAAUUUUUCUGUGACGCUUGGCCAUGCGGACAACAUCUAAUCACCAAGAGUGUUGGCAGUGAGCAAUUUGAAGAUAUCACUGGGACUUACAAGUAUGAACUAGGUUCUGUGAAAAACAAAGAAGCCUAUUACCGGGCUUACAGAAGAAUUCAUCCAGGGUACUGCAAUGCUUCCAACUGUCAUAUUGAGAGAGAGUUAUCAUCCCUGAAAAACCCAUUUUUGAGUGACUCUGGUAUUAACAUGAGGUUAAAGAUGGCUAACUGCCCAAUGUAUGGUGAAGAUGUCCAACUGCACUGGUUGCUUGAAAAUUUGCGUAGUGAAAACAAAAACCUGAAGUUUAAUUUGUGCGCACAAAUAAUAACCUACAGUGGUUGCCCAAUGGACCAAUUUUGGAAAGACAGUGUGAAUGUCACAUUGGGUCCGAGGGAAGUGAAAAAAAUUCCACUGUGUAUAUCAUAUAGUCAAUAUGGACCUUAUCUCUGUGAUCACAACAUUAUGAAAGUAGUUGCUGUCUCAGACCCAGAGUGUGGAGAAGUUCUGAUGGUGAGCCGGGAUAUCGUGGUCAACAGGCCACCUGUUAUUGUAAAGCUACUGAGCCAGCCCAGGCUGAAAGUACCAUGUACUGCAGAGAUCUCCUUCUGCAAUCCUCUUCAGGAAGAUAUGAAGAACUGCGUAAUGACGUUAGAAGGCUGUGGUUUAUUCAAAGAGCCGAUGACCAUUGAUUUGGGAACGCUGGCAUCCAACCAACAGGCACGGACCAUCGUAGAGUUCACGCCUUACAGGCUUGGCAGCCACCGGCUCCUGGCCAACUUCGGAUGCCACAAGUUUGCCUACUGCAAGGGAUGCGCCAAGGCCGAAGUGUGUUGCCCUGCAGGCCAGAACGGCACCCUGCCCGUCAGCCAGAACGGGUCACUCCCGGUGUGUGAGAAUGGCUCCCACCCCAUGAACAGCUCUGGGCCUGUCCCUGUGGCAGACCCUGCGUUCAACUCCAUGUGUGAAUAUAUAUGUAUCCCAGUGUGCAACCCAAACUGCAGUGCAGGGGGCCAGCCUGUGUACGACUUCGUGUACCUCCCUGCAGGCCAUCCCCUAUGCAACUCCAUCUGCAACCAAGGCUUCAAUCCAAGUGCCAAUCCUGGUUUCGACCUGGGAUGUGACCCUGGCUUCCGUGUCAUAUGCGAGACUGUGCCUCCAGCUGCAUGCGCCCCGAUGCCUCCGUCUGUGUACGGCUCCAUGCCUGCCCCAACAUCCAACCCCGUGUGCCCCCCUAUGCCUCACGUGGUGUUUGAGACAGGUCCUGCUCCUGCACACCAGCCUGGAGGCGGAGGGGGGCCGAUGUCCUACUCUGUCUCUGUCCCCGCAAAUAAUGCG
Molecule: messenger RNA, 2601 nt
Organism: Fulmarus glacialis (Northern fulmar)
Lineage: Eukaryota; Metazoa; Chordata; Aves; Procellariiformes; Procellariidae
Product: protein-glutamine gamma-glutamyltransferase 5-like
Exons: 13
Biological process (GO): peptide cross-linking
Molecular function (GO): protein-glutamine gamma-glutamyltransferase activity
Source: RefSeq, a predicted model, not a curated record